Molecule: messenger RNA, 1536 nt
Organism: Penicillium egyptiacum
Lineage: Eukaryota; Fungi; Ascomycota; Eurotiomycetes; Eurotiales; Aspergillaceae
Source: the annotation of a GenBank genome assembly
AUGAUGCGUUUUGUCACGACCCUUUCCGUUCUCUUGCCAAUCUUGUCCCCAACUGCAACCGGAAAUGAACAAGUAUCAUCUGUCCCUGACACGGGAUGUGUGAAAUCAGUAUGUCGACUUCACCCGAAUCACUUUAACCUUCUGACAUAUCUGCAGUGCUCGCGCCUGGCCAACCUUUUGGGGCCAAACUCGUUCUUUGCGGGAAACAGAAACCUCGCUGUGUGGGAUGCCAAGCAGCAGCAAACUCAAUCGGCAUGUCGUGUCCUGCCAACUAGCACUGAGGAUGUUUCAAGUGUCCUUGGCGUCAUUCUAGAGGAAAGUUGCCGCUUUGCAGUGAAAGGGGGUGGCCACGCUCGAGACCCGGAUGAUUCUAUCUCGGCCGGCGGCGUUACCAUUGACAUGCAAAAGAUGAGAUCCAUUCAGGUAGCCGCCGACCGAUCCCGGGUAAAGCUAGGGAGUGGUCACGUCUUGUAUAGCUUAUAUUCCGGACUCGAAAAAUACAACCUGACCACCCUCGGAGGCCGAGUCGCGGAUGUUGGCCUUGGGGGGUUUGCACUUGGAGGCGGUUUUUCAAGCUUGUCACCUGCGUACGGUCUGGCCAUGGAUAAUAUCUUUGAAUAUGAGCUUGUCCUUCCCAAUGCGACCAUCGCAAAAGUGAACCAGCAUACCCAUCCGGAUCUAUAUUUUGCUCUCAGAGGCGGGAUGAACAAUUUCGGGAUCAUCACACACUUCACAAUGAGGGCGGUCCCACAAGGUCAAGUAUACGGCGGUAGCCGGACAUAUUCAUCGAACAUUCGGGAGGCUGUUCUGCAGCAAGCCUCUGACUUGACAACGCUGUGGAAGAAUGAUACCGCUAUGUCAUUUUACUACAAUUUUGCAUACGACCAAAACCUGGAUGACUUUACUAUAGCAGUGAACCAGGAAUAUGCGCUUCCAACAUCGGAUCCCCCCCCAUUUCGGCAACUCAAUGAGCUCCCAUAUGAAUCAGACACUGUCCGUAUAGACAGGCUGAGCAAUUUCAGUACCGAUGGCAUCUCGCCUGGCGGUGGCCGAAACCUGUACGCGACGGUGACCUACCAACCAUCUGUCGACCUCGACAGAAAGUUGCAGGAUAUAUUGAUCGAAGAACUACAACCCAUAAAAACAAUAUCAGGACUCUCUCCCAGCCUCGUUAUCCAGCCCCUCUACGAGGCAGCCGUCCAGGCAAAUCGUGAGAGAGGAGGAAGCGCUGCUGGCAUACAGGCCGAGGGUCCUCUUACUGUUGUAUUGUUCAACACAAGAUGGAGUGAUGAGAAGGACGAUGAUGCUAUUAAUGCACUGGCAAAUAGGUGGCUACAGAGGUCGCUCGCUGCUACCCAUGAAGCCGACAAAUUUCAUCCUUGGCUUUACAUCAACUAUGCCAGUAAAGCGCAACAUCCGUUUGCUGGUUAUGGAGAGGCCAACCUGCGCAAAUUGGUCGCUAUUCAGAGAGAGGUUGACCCGAAGGGAAUUUUCACCUCAAAGGGGCUAUGCAGGGGAUACUUUAAGCUUCUUUAA